GCUUUCCUCACCUGGUUUAGCCGGCCGGUUGAAGCCGUUGCUUGAAGCCCUGUUGCAUGCUGACAGCUUCUGGAAGCCACAGGAUUUCCUUUCUGCCCACUCUGAAAAAGGUGAUGGAGAAGACAGAAUUGCAGGGGACAAGGCACCUUUCAUUUCAUUAGGAAUAGCCAUUAAAAUGUGUGAAAUGUGGAAUAUGCUUCACUGAAUGAGCACACAUAGUUCACAUCAACAAACACAAAAAGGAAAGAACCCAUUUAAAGGUAUGGAGUGCAGAAAGAGCUUCUGUUUCAAUGCAAAACUUAGAACACACCAGCGGACUCACACAGAGAGAAAAUGUUUUACGUGCAGGGAGUGUGGGAAGAACUUCAGUCAGAGUGGACACCUUAAAUUGCACAAACUGACUCACACCGGGGAGAAACCAUUUAAAUGUAUCGAGUGUGGAAAGAGCUUCCGUUGUAAUACAAGCCUUAGAUCACAUCAACGGACUCAUACAGGGGAGAAACCAUAUAAAUGUAUUGAGUGUGAAAAGAGUUUUAGCAAUAGUGGAAACCUUAGACAACAUCAACGGACCCACACAGGGGAGAAACCAUUUAAAUGCAUGGAGUGUGGAAAGAGCUUUAGUCAUAGUGAAAGCCUUAGAUCACAUCAACGGAAUCACACAGGAGAGAAACCAUUUAAAUGCAUAGAGUGUGGAAAGAGCUUUAGUCAGAGUGGACACCUUAGAAUACAUCAACGGACCCACACAGGGGAGAAACCAUUUGAAUGCAUGGAGUGCGGAAAGAGCUUUAAUGAAAGUGGAAGCCUUAGAAGACAUCAACGGAAUCACACAGGAGAGAAACCAUUUAAAUGCAUAGAGUGUGAAAAGAGUUUUAGCAAUAGUGGAAACCUAAGAAGACAUCAACGGACCCACACAGGGGAGAAACCAUUUAAAUGCAUGGAGUGUGGAAAGAGCUUUAGUGAUAGUGGAAGCCUUAGAUCACAUCAACGGAAUCACACAGGGGAGAAACCAUAUGAAUGUAUGGAGUGCAGAAAAGUCUUCAGUCAGAGUGGACACCUUAAAAUACAUCAACGGAAUCACACAGGGGAGAAACCAUAUGAAUGUAUGGAGUGCGGAAAAGUCUUCAGUCAGAGUGGACACCUUAAAAUACAUCAACGGAAUCACACAGGGGAGAAACCAUAUGAAUGUAUGGAGUGCAGAAAAGUCUUCAGUCGGAGUGGACACCUUAAAAUACAUCAACGGAAUCACACAGGGGAGAAACCAUAUGAAUGUAUGGAGUGCGGAAAAGUCUUCAGUCAGAGUGGACACCUUAGAAAACAUCAACGGACUCAUACAGGGGAGAAACCAUAUGAAUGCAUGGAGUGCGGAAAGAGCUUUAAUGAAAGUGGAAGCCUUAGAAGACAUCAACGGACUCAUACAGGGGAGAAACCAUAUAAAUGUAUCGAGUGUGGAAACAGCUUUAGUAAAAGUGGAAGCCUUAGACAACAUCAACGGACUCACACAGGGGAGAAACCAUAUGAAUGCAUGGAGUGCGGAAAGAGCUUUAAUGAAAGUGGAAGCCUUAGAAGACAUCAACGGACUCAUACAGGGGAGAAACCAUAUAAAUGCAUGGAGUGUGGAAAGGACUUCAGUAUGAGUUCACACCUUAGAUCACAUCAACGGACUCACACAGGGGAGAAACCAUUUAAAUGUGUGGAGUGUGGAAAAAGCUUUAGUGAUAGUGGAAGCCUUAGGAACCAUCAACGGACUCACACAGGGGAGAAACCAUUUAAAUGUGUGGAGUGUGGGAAGUGCUUCAGUCAGAGUGGAAAUCUUAGAAAACAUCAGCGGACACACACGGGAGAAACCAUUUAAAGGUAUAGACUGUGGAAGGAGCUUCAGUCAGAGUGGAAUCCUUGAUUUAUGUCAACAAACUCA
This is a messenger RNA of Podarcis raffonei (Aeolian wall lizard), 1915 nucleotides long. Its product is annotated as zinc finger protein 709-like. The record is from RefSeq and is a predicted model, not a curated record. Gene Ontology annotation, molecular function: RNA polymerase II cis-regulatory region sequence-specific DNA binding; DNA-binding transcription factor activity, RNA polymerase II-specific. Lineage: Eukaryota; Metazoa; Chordata; Lepidosauria; Squamata; Lacertidae. Bases 206 to 1852 code for a protein of 548 amino acids. Gene Ontology annotation, biological process: regulation of DNA-templated transcription. The transcript has 2 exons.